CAUACCUGUGACGGCACCUUUGCCAGCCUCCUGUCGGCUAUACUUUCACUAAGAAAAGAGGAAGUCGUUAUGUGCCAUUUCCUUAUGCUUUGCUGGUUUUUCCCACAUGCCUCCAAUAAAUAGUAGCCGAGUGGGGAUAAUGGCAAGUAAACGCAAAGCAGAAGCAGUGAGUGAGAAGACAGCGACAGAGAAUGGACGUGACACAGAUCAUCAUAUUCGGCCUUUUCUUCCUGGUGCCCGUGCUGAUGCAGCCGUGCUAUGAUGAGGACAAGCUCAGUGACGCAGCGGAGCGCAAGCUGAGGAAUCACUACCCGCAGCCUGCGGAACCUGCGGCUGCGCCGGACUCACCUGUCUCACCUGCCUCCUGCCCGGUGGAGAUGUUCCGCCAGCCGCCGUCUAAAGAAUACAAAGACCGGUCCCUGUCCCCCUGGAGAUACAUACGUGUCACGAAGGCGGAUCACUUUCCUUCCACCUAUGUCGAGGCUCAGUGCCUGUGUACGGGAUGCAUCCUGAUCCAGGACAACAAUCACCCGGUGGAGAGCCACAACUACAACUCAGUACGCAUAAUGCAAAGCAGGGUGUUCCUCAAGAAGGAGCUCUGCAAUAACAACACUGAGGGAAAGAAAUAUCAUCUGAAGCCAGUCACUGUGGAAGUAGCUGUGGGCUGUACCUGCGUCAGGACUCAGACCAUUACCUCCUCCUAGAAGUGAUCCAACCAGACCUGCUGUCACAUUGGCACACAGUUCACGUUGUGUUUGUUUUAAAAUGCACUAAGUUCUCUGGAUAGUC
Molecule: messenger RNA, 789 nt
Organism: Centropristis striata (black sea bass)
Lineage: Eukaryota; Metazoa; Chordata; Actinopteri; Perciformes; Serranidae
Gene: il17c
Product: interleukin 17c
Exons: 3
Coding region: 192-704 (170 amino acids)
Biological process (GO): inflammatory response
Cellular component (GO): extracellular region
Molecular function (GO): cytokine activity
Source: RefSeq, a predicted model, not a curated record